AGUCUGCAGGGGAGUUGGACGAGGGCAAAAGUCUGCAGCCAGAAGAGAUGAGUACCGAUAGAAGUGCCCUGUGCACCGCCCUCCCUGAUAAAUCAACCAACAUAAGCUCCAUCCUGGAAUUGUUUCCCAAGUUACUAUGCCUGGACAGCCAGGACUCACCUUCACCAACCAGCCUCAGUAUUGCAGCCCACAAGAGGUUACCGACCUGCAAGGGAAGCUUCUUUGGAUCUGAUGCCCUGAAGAGUCUAGUCCUGCAAUUCCUGCAGCAGUACUACUCGAUCUACGACUCUGGAGACCGUCAGGGUCUCCUCGGUGCCUACCACGAUGAGGCCUGCUUCUCCCUGGCCAUUCCCUUCAACCCCGAGGAGUCAGCCCCAAGCAGCCUGUGCAAAUACUUCAAGGAAAGCAGGAAUAUGAAGAAGCUCAAGGACCCCUUCCUGCGUGUUCAGCUGCUGAAGCAUACAAAAUGUGACAUCAUGUGCUCCCUCUGUGUGCUGCCUCAAACUCAGCAUGACCUCAGCUCCUUCAUGGUGGACAUGUGGUUCCAGACGGAGACGAUGCUCUGCUUCUCUGUCAACGGGGUGUUCAAGGAAGUGGAAGGCAUGUCUCAGGAUUCUGUUCGUGCCUUCACCCGGACAUUCAUCGCUACCCCUGUCAGCAGUUACAGUCUAUGCAUCGUGAAUGAUGAUCUGUUUGUGAAGGACGCCAACCCCAAGGAGACCCAGAGCACAUUCUCUAUCCCAGUGCCCACACCCUCCUGCAGCUCCUGGCCCACCCUUUGCCAGAAGCAGCAGGAAAUGGGGCAGACUUUCUCCACCCAGUCUGGGAUGAAUUUCCAGUGGUCUCAGAAGUAACUUCAUGACAGCCAGUGGGACUAUAUUGGUUCUCACAUGGCCCAAGGCCAAGCACAUGAUCCCAGAGGAGACCCUCACUCAGACUCAUCCAGGAUCCCGAGAACACAACCCUGACAAGAAACUGUUUUUGUAGUCAUCUUCAUCAUCUUUGCUGUCUAUUUUCUCUAGCCUGAGUUAAUCUCUGACUGAGCGGGAGGUUUGCUGGGAGCUGGGAAGCCAACGUUUAACUGACACUAAUCUGCUCAAGGACCAACUGCGUAUUUUCUCACCCGGGAUCCCCGAUUCUCUUCUUAAUAAAUAGUGGCAUUGUGUGUUAUGUUGUAUCUCUGCAAAAUCCAUUCAAGGCCUGUAUUUUGAUCACUGGUCUACAGAGAAAGAAAAGGAGAUCCAAAGAGGGUCAGUGACUCUUGGAGAACAGUAGGGUAGAGACUCAAAUACUAGACCUCUCUUUAAAGCCCAGGCUCUGUGUGUG
Molecule: messenger RNA, 1326 nt
Organism: Zalophus californianus (California sea lion)
Lineage: Eukaryota; Metazoa; Chordata; Mammalia; Carnivora; Otariidae
Product: nuclear RNA export factor 3-like
Exons: 12
Coding region: 48-854 (268 amino acids)
Biological process (GO): poly(A)+ mRNA export from nucleus
Cellular component (GO): nucleus
Molecular function (GO): RNA binding; protein binding
Source: RefSeq, a predicted model, not a curated record